Messenger RNA from Archocentrus centrarchus (flier cichlid), 1374 nucleotides. It is a transcript of the gene sec22ba, whose product is annotated as SEC22 homolog B, vesicle trafficking protein a. Gene Ontology annotation, molecular function: SNAP receptor activity. Gene Ontology annotation, biological process: endoplasmic reticulum to Golgi vesicle-mediated transport; retrograde vesicle-mediated transport, Golgi to endoplasmic reticulum. Gene Ontology annotation, cellular component: membrane. The coding region runs from base 157 to 804 and encodes 215 amino acids. NCBI's taxonomy places the organism in Eukaryota, Metazoa, Chordata, Actinopteri, Cichliformes, Cichlidae. The transcript is spliced from 5 exons. The record is from RefSeq and is a predicted model, not a curated record.
AAUGUUACCGGUUGCCAGUCGGACCUAUUUCGCUGACGCACCGUAAGCUUCCGUCCAACGCCUUUCUCCUGCAUCAUUAAAGGCAACAAACGUGCAAAGUUUUUGAAGUUGACUAAACGGAGAGCUGACAGCCGCCGAUCCCCGACCUCAAACGUUAUGAUUUUACUGACGAUGAUCGUUCGUGUGGCGGACGGACUCCCGCUCGCUGCGUCCAUACAGGAGGAUGAACAGUCAGAAAGAAACCUCCAGCAGUACCAGAACCAGGCCAAGCAGCUGUGCCGUAAACUGGACGCUCACAGUCCAGAACGCUGUACCCUUGAGUCUGGUGACAUGAACUUUCACUUUUUAAUAGCCCAGGGUGUAUGCUACCUGUCCCUCUGCGAGGCUUCUUUUCCCAGAAAGAUGGCUUUUGCAUACCUUGAAGACCUCCACAGUGAGUUUUAUGACCAGUAUGGAAGAAGAGUACCCACAGUAACCAGACCCUACUCCUUCAUAGAAUUUGACACAUACAUCCAGAAAGUGAAGAAGUCAUAUGUGGACAGCAGGGCCCGGAGGACCUUGGGCAGCAUUAACACAGAGCUGCAGGACAUCCAGAGAAUUAUGGUUGCAAAUAUUGAGGAAGUCCUGCAGAGAGGAGAAGCUCUUUCUGCUAUAGACACAAAAGCCAGCAAUCUGUCCAGCCUGUCGAAAAAGUACCGCAACGAUGCCAACUAUCUCAACACCCGCUCCACCUAUGCUAAGGUUGCAGCUGUGGCCGUGGUGUUUAUCACACUCAUUGUGUACGUGCGUUUCUGGUGGCUCUGACAAGGACCUUGAUGCUAAGGAGUUUUUCCCUUGAAGAGCACUUAAACUAAUUGCGUUACAUGCCUGUUGUAUACCAGGGUGCCUUGAAACAGUUGUACACAGCCGACCCAUGUUGAAUGUAGACCUUCUUUCUAUAGUUUAUUCAGUGUUGGGUUAUACAGUAGAAACUGAGCUGUAGGUCUUUAACUGGACUCCUGUUUGUAUGGAAGAAAGUGCUUUAUGUAGAGUUCAUGUCAAUACUGGAAAAUUUAAAGGGGACCCAUUAUGUUCCUUUACGGCUUCGGAGUAGCUUUGUAUGAGUCAAAGUUCGAAUGAUGCUUAUUUAUCUUACACUGGGUCUUGUUGCAGCUCCUCAGUUAAUUUUCAUCUGAGAGUUUCACCUUUUUAGCCAAAUUUCUUCCCAUUAGCUGCCCUUCUUAAGCAGCUGGAUGGGGCUUCUGUGCUUCAUAGGUCACUUUAUAGAGCAUAAAGAGUUCAUAUUUCUACACAGUAAUACUGGGACUUCUGUCAGCAUUACAGAAAAUCCAUGUAAGCAUGUGCAGGGGUUUGUAAGAGUCUUAAAACUGUGAU